Molecule: messenger RNA, 4975 nt
Organism: Solea senegalensis (Senegalese sole)
Lineage: Eukaryota; Metazoa; Chordata; Actinopteri; Pleuronectiformes; Soleidae
Gene: enc2
Product: kelch-like protein 25
Exons: 12
Coding region: 214-1983 (589 amino acids)
Molecular function (GO): protein binding
Source: RefSeq, a predicted model, not a curated record
GCCUUUGGCUGUUGCUGUGUGUGCAGGAAUUAGUUACACAUAGCAGUGGGACUGCUAGGUGGACCCUGCGAUUCUGUUAACGAAAAAUAUGGUUUAUUUUAUUCACAAAAGCGGGACUUCGCACUCUAUGCUGUCUCCUUCCCACUCGUGCGCUUUCCAGGUAGCAGAGAUUAUUCCCUAAGUGUCUCUGUGGUGGUACCAGAAGAAGCUGCCAUGUCGGUGACUGUUCAUGAGAAUCGUAAAUCCCGCACCAGCACAGGCUCCAUGAACAUCUCGCUGUUCCACAAGCCUUCGCAUCCUGACAGUGUCCUGACUCACCUCAACACCAUGAGGAAACAGUGCGUGUUCACUGAUGUCACGCUGUGGGCCGGGGAUCGCUCUUUUCCAUGCCACAGGGCAGUCUUGGCAGCGUGUAGCCGGUAUUUUGAGGCCAUGUUCAGUGGGGGGCUUCGAGAAAGUCUGGACAGUGACGUCAAUUUCAGAGACAGCAUACACCCUGAGAUUCUGGAGCUACUGUUGGACUUUGCCUACUCUUCUCGAGUCAUCAUAAAUGAGGAGAACGCAGAGUCGUUGUUGGAGGCAGCAGACAUGCUGCAGUUUCACGACAUCCGCGAUGCAGCUGCAGAGUUCUUAGAAAAAAAUCUACAUUCAUCCAACUGCUUGGGGAUGAUGCUGCUGUCAGAUGCCCAUCAGUGUAAAAGACUAUACGAGCUGUCAUGGCGGAUGUGUCUGUUACACUAUGAGACGGUAAGAGAAUCUGAAGAUUUCUACAAUCUGUCUAAAGAUAAAUUGCUGGAGUUGAUUCUUAGUGAUGAGCUGGAGAUAGAGGAUGAACAGAUUGUGUUCAACUCUGUAUUGCGGUGGGUUCAAUAUGACUUGGAGGAUCGGCGUCAUCAUUUAUCAGAGCUGCUGAGGGGCAUCAGGCUGGCUCUGCUGCCGUCAGAGUGUUUGUUGGAGGCUGUUGCCUGUGAAGAGUUGAUUAUGGCCGACAAGAGGAGCAGAUCAAUUGUAGAAGAAGCAAUGCUGUGUAAGAAAAAAAUCCUUCAGAACGACGGAGUAGUGACGAGUCCCUUUGCUCGACCUCGUAAGGCAGGACAUACCCUGCUUAUUCUUGGUGGCCAGACUUUCAUGUGUGACAAGAUAUACCAGGUUGACCAUAAAGCAAAGGAGAUUAUACCUAAAGCAGACCUUCCGAGCCCCAGGAAGGAGUUCAGUGCAUGUGCCAUCGGCUGCAAGGUCUAUGUGACAGGAGGAAGAGGAUCAGAGAACGGAGUUUCUAAAGACGUCUGGAUCUAUGACACUGUCCAUGAAGAAUGGUCUAAAGGAGCACCUAUGCUAAUAGCAAGGUUUGGCCAUGGUUCAGCUGAGUUGGAGAACAGUCUGUAUGUUGUUGGUGGUCAUACAGCCAUAGCUGGAGUUUUUCCAGCCUCUCCAUCUGUCUCCCUGAAACAGGUGGAGAGAUACGAUCCUCUCACUAAUAAAUGGACCAUGAUGGCUCCUCUAAGAGAUGGAGUCAGUAAUGCAGCUGUGGUCAGUGCCAAACUCAAACUCUUUGUUUUUGGAGGGUCCACCAUACACCGGGACAAAGCCUCUAAGGUCCAGUGCUAUGACCCUGUAGGUAACCGCUGGACUAUCGCAGCUGAAUGCCCUCAGCCAUGGCGCUACACGGCAGCUGCUGUCGUGGGGAGCCAGAUCUUCAUCAUGGGUGGCGACACAGAAUUCACCGCUGCCUCUGCUUAUCGCUUUGACUGUGAAAACAAUCAGUGGACCCGCGUUGGUGACAUGACAUCCAAGCGGAUGAGCUGUCACGCCGUGGCCUCGGGAAAUAAACUGUAUGUGGUUGGAGGAUAUUUUGGAACGCAGCGCUGUAAAACGUUAGACUGUUAUGACCCCACAUCAGACAGUUGGAACUCCAUCACCACGGUGCCUUAUUCACUGAUCCCCACUGCCUUUGUCAGCACCUGGAAACACCUACCUGCCUAAUGGGGACUGAACAGACGCCCUCUCCCAGGCAGGGAUGUCCCCAGAAAGAGGUGGAGAGUCUCUUGAGACUCCACCCAGCUGGAGCUGCACACAGGACCAAUCUCUGCAAGAAUUAGCUGCACCUCAUGAAUUGUAAAUCAGUCCUGAUCGCUGGAGCCAACAGCACACUGCCCAAGUGUUAACACAAAGAACUAAUUUCUCUGGAUAUCAUGCUUGUUGAGCUUGGAGGUAGUAUUCAAACUGACACUGACAUGUCUUAUUUGUCCUCCACUUAACCAUUCCAGUGUAAAGACAGAAGCUGUCCUCACAAGCAGGACCACAGUUACACUGACCCUAUAUCUUGGGUGCACACUCACUGCUGUUGACAUAAUGUCUAAUGAGAGUGAAACAGAAACUUUAUCUGUAGUGUUAAGAAGUGGAGCAUUUUCAAGUAAGUUAGUUUACACUGAGAUUACAAUUGGCUCAUAAGCAUUUUAUAUCAAACCUUUUUAGAACGUUUUUUAAUGUAGUGCUUGCUCUGCUCUCAGAGUUGCAUGACAUUUUCUGUCGUAUUAAUUGUUUGGUUUUUUUAAAAAAAAAUCUCUCCGGCUCUUGUAUCAUUGAGCCUGCGCUUGUUUCAUACACAUUUAAAUGAUAACAGACUCCUUUUGAGGCCAAUUAAGAAGAGAGUUGUAAUACUGAAAAGCUCCACAUAGAGCUUCAUAAACCAACUGAUGAAAGUGGUUUGAUCUUACGCGUUGCAAAAAUGUUACAGACUCGACUCGAGAAAUUUGAUUGAAUUAAUGGCGAACUAAAUUAGUCAAGACGUGCAACUCGAUUUAGCAGCAAUGACCUGUGACUUUUCCCCCUCAUUUCCUGAAUCAGCAUCACCAUUAGCACUGGACUGAAUACCAAAGGAUAAUUUAAUGUGGCUUCAGAAAAUAUGAGGUGUUGAACUAAAAUAUUUGCUGCCAAGUGCAGGUACAUUUUGGAUUUGAUGUAAAGUUUUUAAACUUAUUAAAGAAAUCUAAAAAAAAGAAGAAGAAAGAAAAGAAAUUAGGCACUGGGGUGGCCUGAAAAUAUUGAUUUACGUACAUUUAAUACAUUACUUUGUUGUUAAAAUUGACCACAGUAUGACUUGUAAAGGACAUGGAACUUGAUAUUCAGGUCUUAGCAGAGACUGGAGUCUUCCUUGUGACUUGGUCACACGUCUGCUAAAUAGUCAUAACACAGCAGUCCUUAAAUGUAGCCUAUGUGUUGGUUAGUGUUUCGCUCUGAUUUAAUAAUCAGGCAACAUCAGACAACAAAGUGUACAUUAGACGACACAACGAUAUUAUCUAUGAUCUGAUCCAGAGUUAUCCAGAGUACUGACGUUCAAAACAUUUCACACACCAAUUGUAUUUGCAAUAGCUUUUUUUCUGGGCCAAAUGGUAAACACGGUGACAUGAAACUGGAGUAUUUCAAUCUUACAGUAGCUCUUUCAAAGUGCCAAAGCGCUAAAACAUAACCCAAUCCUGUGAUGCACAUUUGUACAUUGUUGUUGUUUCCUGAAAACCACAGAUCGGUGUGUGAGCACACUUAUCCAAAAUGAGGUUAUUUUACUUGUCCACAUAAUUAUGUGCAUAUCAAUGUGGUUUUGUUUGUCACAAAAAGUGUAAAAAAAAAAAAAGCACCCUGGUCCUCGAACUUUCAAAGUUGAGCACAAUUAAAUCCCAAAAUAAGAACCAUGCAGACUGCGAUCAGUGCAGAGAAGCGUCUGACACCUCAGCUGAUCUGACUGUUUGUGUUGCUGUCAUGUGCUAUCAGCGAACCAACCCGUCCACUAAACAAACAGCUGAGGGGGGAAAAACUGUUUAUAUAAACAAUGGAAACUGUCCAGCACUACCACUAUCACAGUUGUUUCCACUAACUGAGUAAAGCAGAAACGCAGCAUCAUCACAAUGAGUAAAGUGGCUCUUUAGUUUGGCCUGGGCUUUGUGUUUCCGUUAAUGCAUUUAAGUGCAAAAUGGUGUGUGAGUGCAUACAUGUUCCAUCUGUUGUUUACAGGACAGCCUGCUGUAACUUAUCACUGCUACUUCAAGCAUCAGUUAAUACAAGCAUUUUCAUAAUUAAGAUGAAAAUAUGCAAUUCAUCUCGAUUGACCACCGCGACACUGUAACAUUUCUCAUAGUUUUGCAGAAAAGUAACCAGGCUGCCACAGCAAUUUAUACAGACUUUUUCCAGUAACUUGCACAAAGUCUUAAAUGCUUUUGGAAGCAUUGUUGUGGGAAAUAUUGAUGAGAAAAGGAAUAAAGAGUCUUUUAGUCAGAAGUAGGCUUUCUUCUUUUAAUAAGCAGAGAAGCUUGUUUACAAAUAAUUACUCCGGAGGAGGAACAUGGGCUUAACGCUGUGAUUCGAUGUUCCCCACGACAAAAACACAGUCACUCAAAUACAUUAACAUGGUAGGGUGGGUGUGGCUGUGUAAAGCUACUUCAGUUAUGAGAUAAGAAGGUGUCGGCACUCUUGAUGUCUGCCUUGAAACCACCUCAGUAAAACUCUGACCAGCACAGAAAACAUGCAUUAAUCUGAAAACAUAUGCAAGAACACAGCAUGGUACACCCCCCUAUUCAUGAUGCAUUCUCCCACAUUAAGCGUUAUCUGAGCAUUUAAUGAGGACACACGUGUAACAGGGUUUCAUGGUUUGUAUCAGAGAGUCGUAACAGUUGUGCCACUAACUUUUUAAUGAACCAAUACAGUAUGAAUACUGUACACUGCCACAAUAUAACAAAGUAGCACAAAGACGGGUGGAUUAGUAGUGGUAGAUUGAUGUGAUCAUGCACGAUAUUUGUUGGCGUCCUUUGCAAAUUGUUCUGUAAAGUUUUUACUGUUCCUAUGAAAUGUUCAGAAACUGCACAAAGGAGAUCCUCUGAAAUACAAGACGUUGAUUAUUUUGUAAAUUUUAAAGAAAAGGAAGAGGAUGAAAUGUCAAAUGUAUGUUUGUAAUGGUGAGAAUAAAAGUGACUUUUUAAAUUCA